AUGGUACACAACAGUGAUGAAUUUGAAGCAGCAGUGAUUCAGAACUGUUGUGAAAUGUUAACUCAGCAUAGAUACUGCCGACCUAAAGAACAAAGAACAGAAAAUGAAAGACUUUACUCGCAGGUGAAAGAGCUUCAGGUCCUUAAUAAGAGAAAUGAAGAGAAAACGUUCACAGAAACUCAACAUUUAAUGGCUGAAAUACAUCGACUAAAGGAAAACUCAAACAAGGAUAAUAUGAAGCAAGUAUCAGUCCAAGAUAUCCGGUUGACUGAACAAGUUAAAGAUCAGAAUAUUAGUGACUUACUUUCACAAUUGAGAGUAAAACAGAAAGAAGAGACUAAACAUACUGAAGAAAUUAAAAAACUAAAACAAGAGAAGCAAGCAUUAAUGGUAGAUCUGGAAAACAUGUCAAAAGAGUGUAAUAUGGCUAAAAUACAACUUACUUAUACUUCAGGUGAUAAAGAAUUUGAAAUGAAAAUAAUGGAAGAACAGUACAAGCAAGAAAUCCAGCGUCUCAACAAAAGGUUACAGUGGUAUGCUGAAAACCAGGAGAUGUUGGAUAAGGAUGCAGCAAGGCUUAAAGCAGCAAAUGUAGAAAUUGAGAAGCUGAAGGUGCAGGUAGAAAAGCUUGCUGCUUAUUCCAGAGAUAAAAAUUCGCCUCCCGAGAAACGUGCAAAGGGGAGAGCUCUGGAGGCCAAACGUAUUCAAGAUCUUGAGCGGCAGGUUAAGGAAAUGGAAAAAAUAAUUCAAAGGCGAUAUCCAAAUUCGUUGCCUGCUCUUAUAUAUGCAGCUGCAUCUGUACCUGAAACAGAUUCUGAAACAGCAGGCAGACUGCAUUCAAGAGGAUUUUUAGAGAAAAGAAUAAAGAAAUUAGAAGCUGACCUGGAAGGAAAAGAUGAAGAAGCAAAGAAGAGUUUAAGAGUAAUGGAGCAACAAUUCCAAAAAGUAAAGUGUAGUUAUGUAGUCCUAUUGUUUUCCCCGAUCCAGAAGGAUGACAUGUUUAAUGAUUUUUGGCUACGGAUCACAAAGUCACAUGAAGCCACAUUCUCUUCUGUGGUUAUGAUGAAACACCUUCGAGAACAAAUUAAUGAGCUGCAGAAAGACCGGGAGGCUCUUUCUUUUGCAAAGCUCCGUGAAGAAGCUCUGCAGUCUCAGGUACUUAUGAGCUACACACUAACAGCCUUAGCCAUUGAACUGAGUUGUAUGUUCAAGAUAAUGCAGAUUCAAGAGUGGGAAAAUGUAAUUGCAGAAAAAUCAAGUGGAACAUGA
This is a messenger RNA of Rhincodon typus (whale shark), 1269 nucleotides long. RefSeq names its product centrosomal protein of 162 kDa-like. The transcript is spliced from 9 exons. The record is from RefSeq and is a predicted model, not a curated record. Gene Ontology annotation, biological process: cilium assembly. Gene Ontology annotation, cellular component: axonemal microtubule; centrosome; centriole. NCBI's taxonomy places the organism in Eukaryota, Metazoa, Chordata, Chondrichthyes, Orectolobiformes, Rhincodontidae. Bases 1 to 1269 code for a protein of 422 amino acids.